GUCGUGACCUUGUUAAACGACCUCUACACCUGUUUCGACGCCAUCAUCGACAACUUUGAUGUUUACAAGGUGGAGACCAUCGGUGACGCCUACAUGGUGGUGUCCGGUCUGCCGGUGAGGAACGGGAAGCUCCACGGGCGGGAGGUGGCCCGGAUGAGCCUCGCCCUGCUGGACACCGUCAAGAGCUUCAGGAUCCGACACCGAGCCAAUCAGCAGCUGCGGCUACGCAUCGGCAUCCACAGCGGUCCAGUGUGUGCAGGUGUGGUCGGGCUGAAGAUGCCCAGGUACUGUCUUUUCGGAGACACCGUCAACACAGCGUCACGCAUGGAGUCCAAUGGAGAGGGUAACACGCGCACACACACACACACACCCACACACACACGUAUACACACACAUCACAGUAGACUGUAUAGAAAGUCACCCACAGGUUUAUUAAGAGCCACAGUGAAGCUCAAAGGUUGUGGCACCAACCGUUGCCAUUUCGUUGUUUCGAAACCAGAAGUGACCAUAUUUGUAUAGUAAACAAAUAAUAAACUUAAGCUCAGCCUAAAAUACAUGAAAAUACAAUACUUACUGUUUAUAGUUUUCACAUGUUAUCAUAUUAUAUUUUAUGUCCUGUUUCUGU
Molecule: messenger RNA, 625 nt
Organism: Anarrhichthys ocellatus (wolf-eel)
Lineage: Eukaryota; Metazoa; Chordata; Actinopteri; Perciformes; Anarhichadidae
Product: atrial natriuretic peptide receptor 1-like
Exons: 3
Biological process (GO): receptor guanylyl cyclase signaling pathway; intracellular signal transduction; cGMP biosynthetic process
Cellular component (GO): plasma membrane
Molecular function (GO): guanylate cyclase activity; adenylate cyclase activity; peptide receptor activity
Source: RefSeq, a predicted model, not a curated record